Messenger RNA from Emericellopsis atlantica, 483 nucleotides. RefSeq names its product Ctr copper transporter family-domain-containing protein. NCBI's taxonomy places the organism in Eukaryota, Fungi, Ascomycota, Sordariomycetes, Hypocreales, Bionectriaceae. The transcript is spliced from 3 exons. Gene Ontology annotation, biological process: copper ion transmembrane transport. Gene Ontology annotation, molecular function: copper ion transmembrane transporter activity. The record is from RefSeq and is a predicted model, not a curated record. Bases 1 to 483 code for a protein of 160 amino acids. Gene Ontology annotation, cellular component: membrane.
AUGGACCAUUCUCAGAUGGACCACGGUGACCACAUGCACGGAGGCCACGGCGACAUGUCCAACCAGUGCAGCAUGAACAUGCUGUUCACAUGGGACACGGAGAACCUCUGUAUCGUGUUUCGCCAGUGGCGCAUCAGCUCGACACCCUCCCUGCUCUUCUCCCUCGUGGCCGUUGUCUUCCUCGCGACCGGCUACGAGGGCCUGCGGGCGCUGUCCAAGAAGUACGAGCUCGCCACCGCGCGGCGCAUCCAGUCCAUCCCCACGUUGGUGGGCGCAGGGCAGAACCAGAACCAGGCUGAGCAGAGGGCGCAUCUGAUCAAGGGCUUGCUGUACGCGCUGCAGAUUUUCUACGCGUUCAUGCUCAUGCUCAUCUUCAUGACGUACAAUGGCUGGGUGAUGAUUGCCGUGUCGCUGGGCGCAUUCAUUGGGUACGUCGUCUUUGGCCAGACAACGUCCUCCACCAAGGACAAUGCCUGCCACUAG